This is a messenger RNA of Leptinotarsa decemlineata (Colorado potato beetle), 2517 nucleotides long. It is a transcript of the gene Sec61alpha, whose product is annotated as SEC61 translocon subunit alpha. Gene Ontology annotation, biological process: protein transport. The record is from RefSeq and is a predicted model, not a curated record. Gene Ontology annotation, cellular component: membrane. Lineage: Eukaryota; Metazoa; Arthropoda; Insecta; Coleoptera; Chrysomelidae.
GACGAGACGCCAGCAUCAUCUGUCACGUGAUUGGUGUGUUGUGCUACGUGUACGACGUGUAAGCCAAGUUCUCUAGCGAAAGUACCGUAAUUUCUUUGAAAGUUGGCCACUCAAUCGACGUGACAUCUUGAGAGAGUGUUGUUUGUUAAAUAUCGAAACUGUAGUUUAGAGUUUAAGAGCAUUUAGUAAACCCAUCAAGAUGGGAAUUAAAUUUCUGGAGGUGAUCAAGCCGUUUUGCAGUAUUCUGCCUGAAAUAGCGAAGCCAGAAAGAAAAAUUCAAUUCAGGGAGAAGGUACUAUGGACCGCAAUAACUCUAUUCAUCUUCUUAGUUUGCUGCCAGAUCCCUCUAUUUGGUAUAAUGAGUUCAGAUUCUGCAGAUCCCUUCUACUGGAUUCGAGUAAUUCUAGCAUCGAAUAGAGGUACUCUUAUGGAAUUGGGCAUAUCUCCAAUCGUGACAUCUGGAUUAAUAAUGCAACUUUUGGCUGGAGCCAAAAUUAUAGAAGUAGGCGACACUCCUAAAGACAGGGCUCUGUUUAAUGGUGCACAAAAAUUGUUUGGUAUGGUUAUCACUGUCGGUCAAGCGAUCGUUUAUGUAAUGACCGGCAUGUAUGGAGACCCUGCAGAAAUCGGAGCGGGAGUCUGUCUUCUGAUCAUCAUCCAGCUCUUUGUGGCCGGUCUCAUAGUGCUGCUGCUAGACGAACUUCUUCAAAAAGGCUACGGGCUCGGUUCGGGAAUUUCCCUCUUUAUCGCCACUAACAUCUGCGAGACCAUCAUUUGGAAGGCUUUCUCUCCAGCAACUGUCAACACUGGACGCGGAACCGAGUUCGAGGGAGCAGUCAUCGCUCUUUUCCACUUGCUUACCACCCGACAGGACAAAAUCAGAGGACUCAGGGAGGCGUUUUACCGUCAAAAUCUACCCAAUCUGAUGAAUCUUCUAGCUACAGUCUUUGUAUUUGCUAUAGUGAUAUACUUCCAGGGAUUCAGAGUAGAUUUACCCAUCAAGAGUGCUAGGUACCGUGGCCAGUACUCGAGCUACCCCAUCAAACUGUUCUACACCUCAAACAUCCCCAUCAUCCUGCAAUCUGCGCUUGUCUCUAACCUGUACGUGAUCUCGCAGAUGUUGGCCGUCAAGUUCCAGGGCAACUUUCUAAUCAACCUGCUGGGUGUGUGGGCAGAUGUGGGCGGCGGAGGCCCCGCUCGCUCCUACCCCAUUGGCGGCCUGUGCUACUAUUUGUCGCCCCCAGAGAGUGUCAGCCACAUCCUGGAAGACCCUGUGCAUGCCCUACUUUACAUUGUCUUCAUGCUGGGCUCGUGCGCAUUCUUCUCCAAGACGUGGAUCGAAGUGUCUGGCAGCUCUGCCAAGGACGUGGCGAAGCAACUGAAGGAGCAGCAGAUGGUGAUGCGUGGACACAGAGACAACUCCAUGAUCCACGAGCUGAACAGGUACAUCCCGACAGCGGCUGCGUUCGGAGGCCUCUGUAUUGGUGCUCUCUCUGUUCUCGCAGACUUCAUGGGGGCCAUCGGGUCCGGCACGGGAAUCCUCCUCGCCGUCACCAUCAUCUACCAGUACUUCGAGAUCUUUGUCAAGGAGCAGAGCGAGAUGGGCGGCAUGGGCGCUCUCCUCUUCUAAUCAGGCUUCUCGACUGAUUCGUGAUUGCUGUAGUCGAGCAAAGAUUCACUGUCGUCGGGGUGGGGUUUUGUUUGUUUGUUUCUCAUGUUGACAGAGAGAACAAUUUUUUGUAGUUUUAAACAAAUUGGAUUGAGCUAAUAGUGCAGAAAGAGGGGGAGAGAACUAUAAUGUAUAUAAAUUGAAAGAAAAACAAAAGUGAGCAGCGAGCGAGAAGGAAAUAAUAGGUUCUUCAUCUACUUUUUUGGGGGAGAAUUUUUAUUUUCAACAAUUUGAAAAAAAAUAAAAUUGUAAUGGAGAAUCCCAGCCCUCCCAAGACUGAUGAAAAAUUCUGAUUUCCUAAAUAAAAAUGACUUUUUCAAUAGAAAAAAAGUAUUCAAAAUUGAAACAUUCUAAUCAAUUUCUUUCUGCUCUCUUAUGUUUCAUUUUUAUUUAUAUUCCCGUUGAUUAUUUUUUUCAAUAUUUUCUUCCAAUACUUUAUUGCAUUAUAAUUUCAUUUUAGAAGGGGUUUGAGUUUCAAACUGAAAUAAUCACAUUCUUUUUGUUAAUUGUUGAGUAUGUCUAAAGAGAUUAGACAGGAUUUCAUUCCCGAUCAGAUUAAUGUUUUGUUUCAAUUGCUCGGAACAAGUUUUUCGCUUUGUACAAAGUGAGACAGACAUUUUUGUAAUUAUUGAUCGAAAAGUAAAUAAUUUUUUUCACUGUACAUUAGAAUGCGUUGCGUUGAAAGGACAAAAGAUAUUUAUAUUGUGUGGAUGUCCAUGCCGUUUCUAGUUAUUAGUUCUAUUUUUACUCAUUUCAUUCACCAUCAUUCAGUACAGUCGUGUAUUGCUCAUAUAUUAUUUGUUGUUAGAUAUAAUUUAUUUUAAAUACAGGAAUAUUUCUCAAUAAUU